Messenger RNA from Ilex paraguariensis (yerba mate), 3144 nucleotides. The record is from the annotation of a GenBank genome assembly. NCBI's taxonomy places the organism in Eukaryota, Viridiplantae, Streptophyta, Magnoliopsida, Aquifoliales, Aquifoliaceae.
UGAAUCAUCAUUGACAUGACUUAGGUCCAUUGACUACUAGACAAUACACAUUCAUAUCAAAUUCAUCUCUCUCAUUCUCUCUCCAUCAAUUUCACCGCCAAUCACCUCUAUGGCCGCUCCUUCGUCAGCGGCGAGCACCGCCAAUAUCAUGCUGGCAAUCUACGAGAAGAAAACGGUCUCACUCGACCUCUACCGCCCACUCCGCAACUACAUCGUCUACAAUUACUCCGAACGCGAGGCUCAAAUCCUCGAAGACGACCUAGAAACCCUAAAGCAGUACCGCUCCGAUCUCGAAAAGCCCACCGAUUCUCUCCCCUCUCGCCGCGAUUUGCUCCAAAAUUACUACAGAGCCCUUUGCUGCGUUGAGUCUCGAUUCCCAAUCUCCCCCGACAAAGACCACAUCAAUACGGUGACGUUUUCGUGGCACGACGCUUUUAAGAAUAAAUUGAAAGCUUCGCAGCAGAAUAUUCAUUUGGAGAAAGCUGCUGUGUUGUUUAAUUUGGGGGCGGUCUAUAGUCAGAUGGGAUUGGGUGUGGAGAGGUCUACAGUGGAGGGGCGGAGGCAGGCAGUGCAGAAUUUCGUGGCGGCGGCUGGGGCUUUUGCGUUUCUGAGGGACAAUGUGGCGGUGAAGGCGUCGAUGGGGAGUUCGACGACGGUGGAUGUUUCGGUGGAGUGCGCUGGGAUGUUGGAGAGGUUGAUGUUGGCUCAGGCUCAGGAGUGUGUGUUUGAGACUACGAUCGCGAAAGGGAGUACCCCUGGGGUUUGUGCCAAAAUCUCUAGACAGGCUGGGCUGUACUAUGAGGAAGCUUUGGCAGCAUUGAAUGUUGCGCCUCUCAACCAGCAUUUUGACAAAACCUGGCUUUCUCAUGUUCAGUUGAAGGCAACCUUGUUUUAUGCAGAGGCUUGUUAUAGGUACAGUUUAGAGCUACAUGAGAAGGAAGAGAUUGCCGAGGAAAUUGCUCGGUUGAAGAGUGGGGUUAGUGCUUUGUCUGAGGCAAAGAAAUCAUCUUCAAAGGGGGCCGCUCAGCAGCUUUUGGAUGCAAUUAAUAAGCUAGAGGCCAUUGUUAAUUGUAAUCUUGAGAGGGCUGUGAAGGAAAAUGAUAGAGUUUACCUUAUGAGGGUUCCUCUGGCCAGCUCUUUGCAGCCUCUUCCUGCAUUUUCCAUGGUUAAGUCCAUGCCCAUGAAUGAGGUUUUGGAUGCUAGCAGGGAGAAGAUGUUCGCUAGUCUUGUUCCUGACAGCAGUGCAAAGGCUCUUUCCAGGUACACCGAAAUGGUUGAUGACAUCAUCAGAACACAAGCUGAGAAAUUGCAGCAGGGGAGUGAGCUAGCCCGAGUGAGGCUUAAGGAAAUGGAUUUGCCUGAAUCAAUUCUUGCUUUGGAAGGAAAUUUCACUUUGCCAACAGCUCUUAAAGAAGAUGUGGAGGCAGUGCAGAUCAGUGGGGGCCCAGCUGGUUUGGAAGCUGAGCUUCAGCAACUUAAGGAUUUAAGGAGGGUAAACCGGGAAUUGCUGGUCCAGACUGAGGAGCUCUUGCAGAAAGAAGCAAACGAAGAUAUGCAGUUUAGAACCCAAUUUGGGACACGGUGGACUAGGCCUCAAUCCAGUACUUUAACAAAGAACUUGCAAGAUAGGCUGAAUAGGUUUGCAGCCAAUCUGAAGCAAGCUGCAGAAAGUGAUGCCCGGAUUGAGCGCUCAGUGAGAGAUCAUUCGGCCCUCAUGUCAAUCCUGGACCGCCGUCCGAUAGAAUCUGCUCUUCCCAGUCUGGCGAGGCCCAUAAUGUCUUUGGAUGCCAAUGAAGAUGCUAUAGUGGGAGCUUUGAAGCUGAGCUUGAGGCAUUUGGAGACCCUUGGUGCUCAGCGGGCAGGUCUUGAAGACAUGCUUAAAGAGAUGAAGAGGAAGGAUGAUAUACUCCCCAAGUUGAUGGCAUCCACCGGCUCCUAUGAGGAUCUUUUCAGAAAGGAAAUAUUGAAGUAUGAUCACAUUUGCGAAGAAAUUGCCCAAAAUAUUGAGGCACAAGAACAGUUGCUAUUUCAAAUUCAGGCACAGAACGAUGAGUUUGCUGCUGUCUUUAAUCUUGAAGAUUAUAAAGCAUCUCGUGAGAAGAGCUAUAAGCAGAUUGAAGCUGCCAUAGCCAAAUUCCGUGAAAUCAAAGACAACAUUAAUGAAGGAUUGAAGUUCUAUGUUACUCUUCAGGAUGCAAUCACCAAUAUAAAGCAGCAGUGCAGUGAUUUUGUAAUGACAAGAAACAUUCAAUGUCGAGAGAUGAUUGAAGAUGUACAGAGAAAAAUAUCAGGUCUGAGUUUUCAGGAAGGUAAGAAUACAGGUGCUUACAAUUAUCCUUCAGUUGGACGGUCUCAUCAGACUCAAAGGUCCAAUUCUCAACAGCAACCUGAUCCUGUGAACUUCUACAAUCCUCCUCGUGCUCAAACACCUUACUAUCAGCCACCGCAGGAGCCAACAAUGCCUGCCUAUUCUCAGCCAUCUCCCCUUUAUAGUUCACAGCAGCCACAACCUCCUUACCAAGUGCCAGCAACCAGUGGUCCUCCAUACCCCCCUCAGCAACAACAGCAACAGCAGCCAGCAGUAUCCCAUGAGUAUGGCCAACCGGCUUAUCCUGGAUGGCAGGGCCCCUAUUACAAUGCACCUCCUCAGCAACCGGGAUCCCAACCUCGGCCUCCUUACACCAUUCCAUCUCCAAAUCCUCCUCCCCACCAGGGUGGCUACUAUAAACAAUGAUAGUCAUUCCAUUUUACAGUUUAUUCUGUGUUAUUUUUUUGUUUGCUAUUUCCCAUUGUUAGUAGGGUGGACUCUAUUUAGCCAGAUCAUCUUCAAUGCCUAGCUCACCAGUGGUUUUGCAUAAAAUGUUGCUUUUUGUGUUGUGUGGCUCAUCUCCAGCAAUACCCCGUGUGUAUAGGUUUGUUGGUUUUUCUAUACAAAUCAUUUGUAAUUCCAAGUUGAUUUCACUUGCUUAUAAAACACCUAGCACAUUUGUAUCUCUUAUGUAAUUGCUCCCUAGUGAUUUUGCUAUUAAUCUUUGAAUAAGAGCAGAAAUGUGCUGCUGAUCUCUCUUUAAAAUGUAUGUUUUGAUGUUUUGAGAGCAAUAAAUAAUAUAUCAACAGGCAUUGAUAUUACUGUCACACCCGAGG